Molecule: messenger RNA, 513 nt
Organism: Penicillium psychrosexuale
Lineage: Eukaryota; Fungi; Ascomycota; Eurotiomycetes; Eurotiales; Aspergillaceae
Exons: 3
Coding region: 1-513 (170 amino acids)
Molecular function (GO): methyltransferase activity
Source: RefSeq, a predicted model, not a curated record
AUGUCCGCCACUAAUGAAGUGAACGAUUCGCAUGUUCGUCUCAAUGACUUUUGCAACGUUGUGGAGGCAGUUGAUCAAUCUUCAUUCUCAUCCGACGGCGAGGGGAUUAAGGCGCUGGCAGCAGCGUACCGCUUGAUUAGCCGCUUGGAGACCCCGUGGGAUACUGUGGCUCGUCUCUGCAUGACUGAGGAGCCCGCGUUGUUUGCAAGUCUGAAGAUAGCUCGAGACCUCCAACUGUUUGAGGAAUGGCAUCGGGUAAAGGAGGACGCUGUAUGCUCGGACGUGGAGUUGGCUGAUCUGGUCAGUUGUGAUGCAUUUCUGCUUCGACGAGUACUUGCGCACCUCGCCGCGACGAAUAUGCUCGAGAACCCCGCCGAUGGACAGUACAAACCGACCGCGUUCACCAAGGCCCUUCUCCAACCUGUUUUUGGAGAAUGGAUCAAUUACCUGUCAGUGAUAAAAUACAGUGGGAUGGCCGCAAGUGGCCUCAAAACAGUGCUGACAGUUCACUAG